AUGCAGUCUCUCUUAGGAUCCAAGUGUUGUUUAGAGGAUCUCAGAGGAGAAGGAAACCUCAUCACCGAUACUCGUGGCAAUUUACCCCCUGAGAUAUGGCGGUGUAUUGUUGAGUUUCUACCUUCGGACUGCAAUUACGCCCUGGCGAUGUCCAAGUCUACUUUCGACAUCCUGUCUAUUCUCGCCUGGGAACUCUGUUUGCGAAGACCUAAUUUUGUUGACUUGAAAGAUCAGGAACGCUUGGGUGUUCUGAGAAAGCUGUACAUGCAGCGUGAUAAUCGUUUGGAUAGGCUGAAGUCUCUCCUUCGACUGAUGGAAGUACCCCUUGAGAAAAACUUCAGGAGACUGUUGUUGGAAGAAGCUAUCCGCCAAAAUGAUGAGGAGUUAUCUUCUCUCUCAUUAUUACACAGUGGAGAUGAAGAAGACCUUGCCGCCGGUCUGACCCUUGCCGUCAAACAUCGGCAAUCUGACAUGAUUGAAUUCUUCCUUGCGAAGAAAGCCCAGAUUGAUGUGAACUGGGUCACUGGCGAACCACUCUCUAGCCUACGGAUAGCAUGCGAUCGCAGAGAUAUUCGGCUUAUCAAUUGGCUUCUCAGCUACGACUCCUUGGUAAGGACAAUACUUCAUGUAGCAGCCUCUUUCGGAUGCUAUGAUAUAGUUCAGAACUUGCAAGAGAGCCAGGAAUUUGCGAGAUUGAGGGAAGUCAAAGACUGCUCUGGACAUUUACCAAUACAAUGGGCUGUUUUCGAGGCCGAUGUUCAGAUGGUGCAACUACUAGCAUCCUUGGGAAGUUCCAUUCACAUCCGAGACCAAGAAGAUUACAACUUGUUGCACAUCACCGUUACACGUUCUAUGUGGCCAACCCAACGUGAAGAAGCCUAUAAGAUUCUUCUCAAGUGGCUCAUCGCCAAGGGUUGCGAUCAAACCGCACUGAACAAUAGUGGGGAAACCCCAUUGGAGUGUGCCAAGAGUCAGCGUGCACCACAAUGGGCCAUUGAUAUGCUACAAAUGCACGCAAACGCAUCAAUGGAUAUCAAUGCGGACGGGGCCGUGCCAGAGGCCAAAGGCGUGACCUUAGGUCAGAACCCCAAUCACCCGAUCAUGUUCCCCGAUGAUGAAGAGCAGGGACACACUUUUCAGCGUCCUCAAGAUCUUACCAGGUGCGAUAGCUUCAUCCCUGUGCCACCCCGUGGCGCUGCAGGUCUGUGUCUCGCUAGAGCCUUGAUUGACGUGGGAACAUACUAUCAACAUACCAACGCCCCUACGAGCACUAGGAGGAUUGGAUUCAAGACUCCUCACCGAAAAGCGGCUAAGCCUAAUGGCUUGAGACGGUCUCGGAGAAUUAAAGCGCUUUUUUAA
Penicillium nucicola is the source of this 1359-nucleotide messenger RNA. RefSeq names its product ankyrin repeat domain-containing protein. Bases 1 to 1359 code for a protein of 452 amino acids. Gene Ontology annotation, molecular function: protein binding. NCBI's taxonomy places the organism in Eukaryota, Fungi, Ascomycota, Eurotiomycetes, Eurotiales, Aspergillaceae. The record is from RefSeq and is a predicted model, not a curated record. The transcript has a single exon.